Messenger RNA from Panicum hallii, 767 nucleotides. RefSeq lists its product as uncharacterized. The transcript has a single exon. The record is from RefSeq and is a predicted model, not a curated record. The coding region runs from base 65 to 535 and encodes 156 amino acids. Gene Ontology annotation, biological process: mitochondrial respiratory chain complex III assembly. NCBI's taxonomy places the organism in Eukaryota, Viridiplantae, Streptophyta, Magnoliopsida, Poales, Poaceae.
CACAACCUGCUGCCCGGGCUACCCAGACCCAAAUCAGAUUCGGACUCUGCCGCAGCACAGGAGCAUGGCCGUAGCCGGACGCGCCCGCGCCUCCGCCGUCCUCCGCGCCCUCGCAGCGCCGGGGCCGCUGCCGCCCGCGCGGGCCAUCCACGAGGGGCCCGACACCAUCGAGGAGCUCCUGGACCGCCACCUCGUCAAGAAGCCCGCGGCGGUCCUCGACGACGACGCGGCGGAGGCCGAGGCCCGGCGGCGGCUGACGAGCUCCCGGCGGGAGGCGCUGGGCCUGUACCGGGACAUCCUCCGGGCGACGCGGCUCUUCGCGUGGCCCGACGACCGCGGGGUGCCGUGGCGGGAGGUGCUGCGCGCCAACGCCAGGCGCGAGUUCGAGGAGGCCCGCGGGGAGCGCGACCCGGAGGUGGUGGCGCGCCUCCUCAUCGGCGGCCGCGACGCCGUGCAGCAGGCGCUCGACCGCCUCGCCGAGGCCUCCCGCCGCGCAAUCGAGGCCGAGGAGGCCAAGCGCCGCGGCGGAGCUUAGAUUCAGAACGGGAUAUCCCAAAUCCAAGCGUCCUGUACUUUUUAUUCGUUUAAACUUCUGUAAACGACUACUGUAUGUUUGAAAGGAAAUGGUUCAGAGGAUUGAUAAAUCUGAAGCAGCAACUAUCAACUGUUUGAUUUUCUCUUGGCAAGAAUUUCUGAGAGUUGAAAACAGCUUUUCUAGCAUUUGAUCAGUGUAUGAUGUAUGGUACAAUUGAGUUACCUGUAAUUCA